Paraphaeosphaeria sporulosa is the source of this 1403-nucleotide messenger RNA. Its product is annotated as glycoside hydrolase. NCBI's taxonomy places the organism in Eukaryota, Fungi, Ascomycota, Dothideomycetes, Pleosporales, Didymosphaeriaceae. The record is from RefSeq and is a predicted model, not a curated record. Bases 1 to 1371 code for a protein of 456 amino acids. The transcript has 3 exons.
AUGGUCCGUCUUUGUUCUGCAAGUGUUCUCUUAGCAUUGGUUGCUGUGAAGGCUACGACGGCCGCACCUCCCAAGAGGCAGUCUAAAGGUACAGCUACCAUCGAUCUGAACACCAACAUUGGUUCUGCAAACGCUCUAGGUGCUGGCUUUAUCUAUGGGUUUCCCGACAAUGGCACAGAAGCGAGCAAUGCCAUCCCUGAUCACUUCAUGACCGACAUCGCGUUCCGAGCGAGUCGCGCAGGAGGAGCCCAGAUACCGCCAAAGGGCUGGAUCGGCGGUCUCCAAGCAUAUGUUGCUCGCUUCAACUCAACCCUAUCAAACUAUAGAACGACCCGGAAAUAUGGAGGGGAUUUCAUCCUGCUUCCACACGACCUAUGGGGUUCUGACGGCGGCGCCGGUGUGAAUGCGCUUUACCCAGGAGACAACGGCAAUUGGACUGAAACGGAGACCUUCCUCACCCGUCUUGUUCAAGAUCUCAAAGCCCAUGACAUGCUUGAAGGCUUGGUUUUUGAUAUAUGGAAUGAACCCGACAUCGACAGUUUUUGGGCGCGAUCAUGGGACCAGUAUCUGGAGUACUACGUACGAGCGACUACCAUCAUUCGCAAAUUGCUUCCGACAACCCUCAUCAGUGGGCCAUCUGCGGCACACCCGCCAUCUUUAGACGAUGCGAAGUGGAAAGCAUGGCUAUCAGCCGUCAAAAAGAGCAAAAGCCUACCUGACAUCUACUCAUGGCACCAGAUCGGCUCAUGGUCACGCGAGCCUGACAGGGUCAUUCCAGACUUUACCACGCUGCUGAAAAAUCAGGAUCUACCGCAAAAACCUAUUGAUAUCAACGAGUACGCUGCGCUUGAGGAGCAGAAUCCUGCAAAUUCAGCAUUUUACCUUGCCCAGCUUGAACGGCACAAUCUACGCGGCUUGCGUGCAAACUGGGGAAGCGGUAAGAAACUGCAUGACGAGAUGGGCAAUCUCGUCUACAAGGGAGCCUCUGGAUACGUUCCCAAUGGAGAUUGGCAGCUGUACAAGUACUACGCCUCUAUGAAGGGCGACAGGUUUGCUACUACGGUUUCCAAAGAUCUGCUCUUCGAUGUGUUUGCGACCAAGCAAGACCGCGUGGUGAAGAUCAUCGCGGGGACUAGAACGAUCAAGGCAGCAUAUGAUAUCAGUAUCAAGGGGCUGACAAGCCUGGGUCUUUCGGCUGAUGGCAACGUCAAUGUUCAAGUCUAUCGAUUUGACUGGGCGGGGAACCAAGCGAAAAUUGGAGAUCCCGUCAACCUCGGCAUCUCUUCGUACAAGUACUCAAAAGAUCAGCUGCUGCUCGCAGUGGAUCCUCCUACCAAUUCAACAGCCUUUGCAUACGAGAUCCGUUAUUAAUCUCAUCGAGCAAAGUAUCUAUGGUUGUGUAC